AUCAAAAGCGCGACACGCGAUUUAUUUAUUUGCUUCAGUGUUAAUAACAUUACAAAAGCGUGACCCUCAGAGAUCAACUACGUAAAUGAUGACCACUGAAAUAUCGAACGUAUCGAACAGUCAGCUCGGACAUUUAGGGAGAAAUAUAAAACGCAUGCGUUUGUGUUCAUUAUCAUCCGACCGUUCCCAGCUAGUUAGUGUUGCGCGAAACAAAACAAUCGAAACAACUGAACUGAAAGCCUCAGUAAAAGGAAUACACUUUGAGCUGUAACUGCAAUCUAAAAUUAACUUUUAAUUACAUCAACCCAGUGUAAUCGUAUUUAAGACAAAAAGGAUGCGCAUCCAAUCUAACCUGCAACCAACUGUUUGUCUGCUUUGUUUACUGCUGGCUGUUGUGAUCAAAUCGUCUGCAGCCGUUCUAAACCCAGUCGUUUUAAUCCCAGGCGAUGGCGGCUCUCAAAUGGACGCGAGGCUCAAUAAAACCGAUACGGUGCAUUACAUCUGCCAGAAAAAAUCGGAUACAUUUAAUCUAUGGUUGAAUAUGGAACUGCUUGUUUAUGGUGUCAUUGAUUGUUUCAUUGAUAACAUCAAGCUAACUUAUGAUAAUGUAACAAGGAAGACCACAAAUAGCCCAGGCGUUGAUAUAUGGAUACCCAGAUUUGGUUCCUCAGAAACUGUGGAGUGGUUGGAUCCUAGUCAUGCCUCUGUUGGGUCUUACUUUAACAAAAUCGCUGAUAUGUUGGUGCUGAAUGGUCAUACCAGGAAUUUGACCAUUAGGGGAGCACCUUAUGACUUCAGAAAAGCACCAAAUGAAAACUAUGAGUAUUUUGUCCAAUUGAAGGCUUUGAUUGAAGAAACAUAUGCCCAAAACAAUAAUACACCUGUAAUUUUAAUAGCUCAUUCAAUGGGUGGUCCAAUGACAUUAUACUUCUUAAAUCUACAAACACAAGCAUGGAAGGACCAGCACAUUAAGUCUAUGGUCACACUUUCUGGUGCUUGGGGUGGUUCAGUCAAAGCAGUUAAAGUUUAUGCAAUUGGAGAUGACCUGGGAUCUUACUUUCUUUCUGGAAGUGUGCUUAAACAGGAACAAAUCACAAACCCAAGUUUAGCAUGGCUGCUUCCAUCCAGUUUGUUUUGGAAACCUGAUGAAGUCCUAGUGCAAACUGAUAAGAAGAACUAUUCAUUAUCCAAUAUCAAGGAAUACUUUUAUGACUUAGAUUAUAUGGAUGGAUGGGAUAUGCACAAAGACACAAAACCCUAUACCUUGAAUUUCACAGCACCUGGAGUUGAAGUACACUGUCUCUAUGGCACUGCAGUACCCACAGUUGAAAAAUUAUAUUAUAAACCUGGGACUUGGCUAGAUGGUAAACCUACUCUUAUCAAUGGCGAUGGUGAUGGUACAGUAAACGUAAGAUCUUUAGAAGGGUGUUUGCAUUGGAAAACCCUACAGAAGCAGAAAGUGUAUUCUUCACCAUUGCCUAAAGUAGAUCAUAUGACUAUUUUAGGGCACAAAGAUGUAUUGAGUUACAUACAGAAUCUCAUUCAAGGAUAUUCGUAUUUUGAUUCCGAUAAAUAAUUUUAAAAUAUGCGUAAUAAGGAAAAUGUAAGUGACAUCACAAUUAAUACUCAGAGUGUACAUAUGAAAAAUUAUAUAGAUAUAGUUUUGCUGAUUAACGAUCAAAGUAGAAAAAAUGUGAUAAAAUACAAAUAUGUUAAAGUAGCAACAUAGAUUUGAAAAAAACUAGUUUUCCAGAGGAGUUACGUUUACAUUUCUUCCUAUUUACGGCAACUUUUAAAUUUACUUAUAAUUUGGUGUUUUAACCAUUUUAAUUUUUGAUGUUUGCUCAAUUAUUACUUUAAUAAAAUUUUGGAAAAGCAA
Messenger RNA from Dalotia coriaria, 1879 nucleotides. RefSeq names its product phospholipase A2 group XV-like. Lineage: Eukaryota; Metazoa; Arthropoda; Insecta; Coleoptera; Staphylinidae. Bases 335 to 1576 code for a protein of 413 amino acids. The transcript is spliced from 3 exons. Gene Ontology annotation, biological process: lipid metabolic process. The record is from RefSeq and is a predicted model, not a curated record.